Molecule: messenger RNA, 2192 nt
Organism: Rhinichthys klamathensis goyatoka
Lineage: Eukaryota; Metazoa; Chordata; Actinopteri; Cypriniformes; Leuciscidae
Gene: ephx4
Product: epoxide hydrolase 4
Exons: 7
Coding region: 370-1482 (370 amino acids)
Molecular function (GO): hydrolase activity
Source: RefSeq, a predicted model, not a curated record
UUCGCGAGAGUCAGAAAACUCUGCGCGCGGACAGUCUAUGAGCUCGCGCUUGAGCGCGAGGUGGGCCCAGGCUACUGCGUUGACUAUUAUGGGAGCCUUCUAGUUUUGUCUGUCAGUGUAUAUGGGGUGUAAUGGUUUAGUCCGAGGUGCAAACACCUUUGGGACUGACUGAGCAUCUCUCCUGUCACGUAAGCGCGACUCCGCAGCCUACCGUCUACACAGGGAAUCAGGGAUCCUCCCCUGUCAAGAUGCGCUCGUGACGGUGCGACAGGGCUAUUACGAUGCACGUCGUUUUUGAAACACAGGCAGUUGAGUAAACAAAUCAAUAGAAGCCGUGAUCAACACGCGUAUUCCUGCAGUAAUGUAAAGAUGGCGAGACUGCUUCAUAACUUGCUGUUGUUGACAGUCGCGCUGACGCUAAAGAUCAGAGUUAUGGGAUACUGGUCUCUCAUCUAUGGAUAUUGCGCGCUAUGCACGGGCGUAGCGCUGCUCAAACUUGGCUGGAAUAUUAUCCUACGACCGUCAACAACCUUUCAGUGGACGGUUCGUGAGACACCCCCCGCGUGCCUGAAUGACACGUCCUUGGGAACCCACUGUUAUGUUAGAAUCAAGGAGUCUGGGCUCAGAUUUCACUAUGUUGCUGCCGGGGAACGAGGAAAGCCACUUAUGCUGUUUCUGCAUGGAUUCCCUGAGUUUUGGUUCUCCUGGCGUCACCAGCUGAGGGAAUUUAAGAGCGAGUUCCGUGUCGUUGCCGUGGAUAUGCGAGGCUACGGGGAGUCUGACCUGCCCUCCUCCGCUGAGAGCUACCGACUGGACUACCUUGUCACCGACAUCAAGGACAUUGUGGAGUAUCUGGGAUACAACAGAUGUUUUCUCGUGGGGCAUGACUGGGGUGGCAUCAUCGCAUGGCUCUGUGCAAUUCACUACCCUGAAAUGGUGACAAAACUCAUAGUGCUGAACAGUCCUCACCCCUGUGUGUUCACUGAUUAUGCCCUUCGUCACCCCAGUCAGAUGCUCAAGUCAAGUUACUACUUUUUCUUCCAGUUGCCACAUUUUCCAGAGCUAAUGCUCUCCAUCAACGAUUUCAAGGCGCUGAAGAAUCUCUUCACCAGCCGCAGCACAGGCAUCAGUUGUAAAGGCCGCUGGCUCACCACAGAAGACCUUGAAGCAUACCUGUAUGCCCUCUCACAGCCAGGGGCCCUCACAGGGGCCCUCAACUACUUCAGAAAUGUCUUCAGUGUCCUCCCACUGAAUCAGAGUGAGGUGAAGUCUCCUGUAUUGCUGCUGUGGGGAGAGAGAGAUGCCUUCCUGGAGCAGGACAUGGCCGAGGCCUGCCGUCUGUACAUCAGAAACCAUUUCCGCCUCAACAUCAUCUCUGGAGCCAGUCACUGGCUGCAACAAGACCAGCCCGACAUCGUCAAUACACUCAUAUGGACUUUCAUUAAGGAGGGAGAAGGCCGGAAAAACUACAGGAACUUAUAAUGGGGUCCUUCGCACUCUGAGCUUGUCUGAAGAGGGGGACCAGGGAAAUGCCUGUGAACAAACACCAAUGUAAUGAUUAAUGCAAUCCUCAUUUUAAAUUUGAUACAUUUAAGAUAUAGAAACAAACUUCAGUGAAGCGGAAAAGAACAAAAGCACAUUUUAAUUGGAAGGGUUACGUAGAGAGUAGUACGUUUAAUCUAUUUUUCUCAAGUUUGCACAUGACAUUCGCCUUAAGGUUUCUUGGUGACAGUGUUUAAAAGUGUGUUGCAAAAUAUCUGUGAGUAAGUUGUAAAGUGUGGUGCCUUUCAACAUACCAUUUUGCAGCUUAAAAGUUGUGCCAUGUCUUUUCGAGACCAAGCAGUGGGGUUGUCAGCCAUUUGUAUCAUCAGUUUUGAUACUCUCUAACAAGUAACACAGUCUUAAGGGAGUCCUAAACCCCUUCACAUCUCUAUCAGGUAGUGUUGUCUUAGUGGAAAAUAUUGUUCCUCUUCUUUUUUUGUAUUUUUGACAAUAUUUGGCUUAAACGUUUGAGAAUGUCAUUAUUUUGAUCCUCCUGUAUGAUAAAACAAAGUGAUGUUUCAAUAUUGUACACUUUUUUUGUAUCUCUUCCUAAACACUGCAUCUGAGACAAUAGAAUCAGCUCUGUGACAUUUUGAUUUUAUAAGCAAAUAAAUAGGCUUAAUAGUGGGAACUUACUCACUUGAACUCUC